AUAGAGUUAUCCACCCUACACAUGGAAACCAAGUAUGGCGGAAACUAUGGGGAAUGAAAGCACGACUGUUGAAUCUAACGAAGAACUCCCUAAAAAUCCUAGUGAAGUUAAGGAUGAAGAUAAAAAGAAAGCAGAAGAAAUUAAGGAAGAGGCAAAUGUCUUUUUUAAAAAUGAAGACUACUCCAAGGCCAUUGAAAAAUAUUCAGAAGCUAUUAGGUUGAAUCCUUUUGUUGCUGCUUACUAUGGGAAUCGAAGUUUUGCUUAUCUACGAACAGAGUGUUUUGGAUAUGCUUUGCAAGAUGCCUCUAAAGCUUUGUCUUUAGAUAAAAACUAUCUAAAGGCCUAUUACAGACGAGCUUCAGCUAACAUGGCCUUGGGAAAAUUUAAACUUGCAUUGAAAGAUUUUGAAGCAGUCACCAAAGUUCGCCCAAGUGAUAAAGAUGCCAAGAUGAAGUAUGAUGAGUGUAACAAAAUUUGCAAGAGGUUGGCCUUUGAAAAAGCUAUAGCUACAGAUGAUGGGAAAUGUUUGUCAGACACAAUUGACAUUGAAAGUUUAGUUAUUGAACCAAACUAUGAUGGUCCUCAUUUACAAGAUGGCAAAGUAACACAAGACUUUGUAGAACAACUUAUGGAAGCUUACAAAGAACAAAAGAAAUUACCCAAGAAAUAUGUCUGCCAGAUUUUAAUACAAGCUAAAAAAUUGUUUAGUGAGCAGAAGUCAUUAGUUUAUAUCAAUGUUCCUGGGAGUUCAAAGUUCACUAUAUGUGGAGACAUUCAUGGUCAGUACUAUGAUUUAUUGAAUAUCUUCACUAUGAAUGGCAAACCCUCAGAAGAAAAUCCUUAUCUCUUCAAUGGUGAUUUUGUUGAUCGUGGUUCUUUCUCUGUUGAAUGUAUCAUGACUUUACUUAGUUACAAACUUCUAUAUCCAAAACAUUUUUACAUGGCAAGAGGAAAUCAUGAAAGUUUAACCAUGAACCAGAUGUAUGGUUUUGAAGGGGAAGUCAAAUCAAAAUAUUCAUCUCAGUUGUGUGAGCUUUUUACAGAAGUUUUUAACUGGCUUCCAUUAGCCCACUGUAUAAACCAGAAAAUAUUGGUUAUGCAUGGUGGUCUGUUUUCUUCAGAUGAUGUUUCACUUGAUGACAUAGCCAUGACGCCUCGUAACAAACAACCUCCAGAAAGUGGCAUAAUGUGUGAGCUGCUUUGGUCAGAUCCACAACCUCAGCUAGGACGUGCACCCAGUAAAAGAGGAGUUGGAGUUCAGUUUGGUCCAGAUGUAACCCAAAAAUUCCUAGAGAAGAAUAAACUUGAAUAUGUAGUCAGGAGCCAUGAAGUCAAGAAUGAUGGCUAUGAAGUCAUGCAUGAUGGCAAAUGCAUUACCGUUUUUUCAGCACCUAAUUACUGUGAUACAAUGGGAAACAAAGGGGCUUACAUCAACAUUACGGGUGAUAAUCUAACACCAAAAUUUACUACAUAUGAAGCAGUUCCUCAUCCGAACGUGAAACCAAUGGCAUAUGCAAACCCAUUUUUUGGAUUAUUUUAACUCUACUGAUGUUUUAGAAAUGUGAUUGUCUGCUGCAAGUGUAAAUAGAGAGUGUAUAUGAGUUGAUUGUUCAAUGUAUAAACAGAAUUGUUAAAGACUUGACAGCCUCAUGUUAAAGACUUGACAGAUAGUCUCUUGUUAAAGACUUGACAGAUAGUCUCAUGUUAAAGACUUGACAGACAAGUCUCAUGUUAGAGGCUUGACGGUCUCAGGUAGUUAAACACAUCCACUUGAUGCCCACAAUUAGUUCUCUUUGUUUUAAAUCUCAUGUUUCCCUCCACAUGUUUUUGUUUCAUAUUAUCUCAAACAAUGAUUACUCAAUUACAGAAAGUUUUAGUUUUUAACUGUUCCUGCGUGGGUACAGUUUUGUUGCUGUAGCAGUGUCAUAGUUUUUUUUUUAAUUUGUUACUGUAUGCUUUAGAUAUGAACAGUGUUGUAGCUGUUUAGUAUUCUAUUGACAACUUUUAAGAAUACAAAAAAAAAAAUAAUGUUUUUGUCAUUUUAGUGAUGCCUUUAGGACCAUCCUUUUUUUAUUCUACUUAAGGUGACAUUUGCUCAAUCAAAGAUCCCUAGUUUUAUGUGGCCCUCCAUCAGGAAAUGAGUUGUAAUGCACUGCUGCCUACUAGAUAGCUAUUGGGCAAAUAAUGAAGAGUAACCGUUUUUUUUUCCUAAUAAUUUGUUCAUUUUUGCACACUUUUUUUUGUAAAAUUAUUUGAAGUCUCAGCCUGUAAAGUUAAUUAAUGUUUUUUGUUUUUUUUAUAUAGAAUAGUUUUAUCAACAAAUAGUAGCCUUAAACUGUUAUGUUUCUUGUCCUUUUUUUAACCGUUUGUUAGAUAUUGUGCAAAAUCAAAUUUUAGAGGUGGGUGUUUUUGAGUCGGUAGCUUACAUAGCUUCAAGUGAGCAGCUCUGAGUUGGCAGCUUAGAGAAUGUGCUUAUUAGUGAAAUUUCAUUCAAUCAAAUAAAGAAAUGAUUCUUGAUGGAGGGUCACAUUUUAAAAAUUAUCAGGAAAAAUGUCUUUGGAGUGGAUUUUUUUUUAUCUUGAAAGUUAACUCAAUAAAAUUGCUCUUGAAAGAAGUGAAUUAGUUUAACAGAAAGGAUGAGAUACAAUUCACAAAAAGUGGAGGACAUUAUAUGUUGUGUACUUGAACUGUUUACUGAACUGGUAUACAUGACUCUAUUGUCAGUAGUUUUGUGAACUAAUGCAGAGAUAAAAUAAAAUUGUAUUUUGUUGGUUUUUUUU
Molecule: messenger RNA, 2780 nt
Organism: Biomphalaria glabrata
Lineage: Eukaryota; Metazoa; Mollusca; Gastropoda; Planorbidae
Product: serine/threonine-protein phosphatase 5-like
Exons: 14
Coding region: 35-1540 (501 amino acids)
Cellular component (GO): cytosol; nucleus
Molecular function (GO): protein binding; protein serine/threonine phosphatase activity
Source: RefSeq, a predicted model, not a curated record